AAAAGAAUCAUGUGACAGUCACGUGACUCUGGAGACGGGCCCAGGCAGAGUGGCACAAGGGAACGCCUAGACGGGAUCCCCGACGUUGAUUGGAGGCAAGGACGGUGACGGAAUGACGUUACCGGGAGAAGGGACCCUCCUGCCGAUGGACAGUUGAUGCAAGGAGUUCAAAAUUAUUUCAGGCACAUAAUUCCGACUUCGACAGAGCAAGCAGUACCGUCCAGCGAUGAUGUACUGAAUUGGAUCAUGCCCCGGAUAUUCUUCAUCUGGAAUCAAGAUUAAGAUUUUAGCAGAAGACGUCGCGUGGUCUUCUGCAAGGAGGAAGCGCAGUUGGAUAUCUUGGGGGACUGCUGCAAUAAAAAUUAUACCUGAUCGGAAAACGUCCAGAGGCCAAGUGAAGCUUUUUAAAAGAUAACACCCUGCAUUUGUUGGAUAUAGAUACAACUAACAUCCACAGCCGCAGUUAAUGGUUUGGUACAGUGAGCGUGCUUAUGUAAUUGCAGCUGGCGUGUUCCUAAAGCAGUCUUUAGAAAAGGGGAGUCGAAUUUGCGUUUCAUUUGAUCCGUUGAACCCGUCUGGCGAUUUAAUAGCAGUUGAGGUUAGAUUACGUAACGAGUUUCCAUUGUUUGGAAUAUAUAAAAAUAAAUGGAUAGAGAGGAGACAGUCUCUCCCAAAGUAUAGAAAAUAAGUAAAACAAAUCAGUCGUUUAAGUACUGCGGUUAGUGUACAUUUGGGAUGCUGUUAAGCUGGUGUGACACAUCAAAAUGACCUGAUUUGCGUGCCUUUUUAUUUAUGCAAUUUUUUUACGUUGUCUCUGAUAUCUGGAUAACCAUAAACUAUCAAAUAAGUCCGUGUAUCCUCUUCUCAAAUCAAUAAAACGGUCUCAGGCACUUCGUGUGGACGUGGGGUUUAAGUUAACCUACUGCUGUGUGGAGAGAAGUAUUUGAAAACGGAUAUUUCUUGCAUCACUUUAAUUGUCUCGGAAAGACCUGUUACUCAAUACCACCAUUGUUACUAUGCAGCGUGUCCGUUCUCUGAAACGUCUCACAGAAGAGCAAAAAUAAGACCGAGACCCAGAGCGACUGUCGUUCUGGGCAAGAGACUGAUCCCUAAACUCCAAUCACUUUCCCUAACGGAAAUCGGGUCCGUCUGGCCUGCCCGUAGUUAUGUUCGCGGCGGUGGAACAUGGACCAGUCCUUUGCAGCGACUCCAACAUCCUCUGCCUGUCCUGGAAAGGGCGCGUGCCCAAGAGCGAGAAGGAGAAGCCCGUGUGCAGGAGGCGAUAUUACGAGGAAGGAUGGCUCGCGACGGGGAACGGGAGGGGGGUGGUCGGAGUAACUUUCACCUCUAGCCACUGCAGACGCGACAGGAACACCCCGCAGAGAAUCAACUUCAAUCUAAGGGGACACAACAGCGAGGUGGUCCUGGUGCGCUGGAACGAGCCGUUUCAGAAGCUGGCGACCUGCGACACGGACGGAGGGAUUUUCGUCUGGAUCCAGUACGAGGGGCGCUGGUCUGUGGAGCUGGUGAACGAUCGAGGGGCACAGGUGAGCGACUUCACCUGGUCCCACGACGGGACCCAGGCCCUCAUCUCGUACCGGGACGGCUUCGUCCUGGUGGGCUCGGUCAGCGGCCAGAGGCACUGGUCCUCCGAAAUCAACCUGGAGAGCCAGAUCACCUGCGGCAUCUGGACGCCUGACGACCAGCAGGUGCUUUUCGGCACGGCUGACGGGCAGGUGAUCGUGAUGGACUGUCACGGCCGCAUGCUGGCUCAUAUCCUCCUGCACGAGUCCGACGGCAUCGUCAGCAUGUCCUGGAACUACCCCAACUUCCUGGUGGAGGACAGCAGCGAGAGCGACACCGACUCGGACGACUACGCCCCGCCACAAGUGCACAACCUGAAACCGCUGCUCACGGUCAGCUUCACGUCCGGAGACAUCAGCCUGAUGAACAACUACGAUGACCUCUCCCCCAGCGUCAUCCGCUCAGGGCUCAAGGACGUGGUGGUGCAGUGGUGCUCUCAGGGGGACCUGAUGGCGGUGGCGGGGAUGGAGAGGCACAGCCUCCAGCUGGACCCGGCCUGCGUCACGCUCAUGAGGAACGCCCUCGUUAAGUUCUACAACGUCCACGGAGAGCACAUCUACACCCUGGAGACCCCGGCACAGAGGCCCAUCAGCACCAUCUGCUGGGGUCACCGUGACUCGCGGCUGUUCCUGGCGUGCGGGGCGGCGCUGUACGUGGUGCGGGUGGACCACCGGGUGGCCAGCCUGCAGCUGCUCUGCCAGCAGGCCAUCGCCGCCACGCUGCGCGAGGAGAAGGACAUCGGCAAGCUCACCAUGCCGUCCCGCCUCUGCUCCUACGUCACCACCGCCUUCGCGCCCACCAUCAAGCCCCCCAUUCCGGACCCCAACAACAUGCGAGACUUCGUCAGCUACCCGACGGCGGGGAACGAGAGGCUGCACUGCACCAUGAAGCGCACGGAGGACAACCCCGAGGUGGGGGGGCCCUGCUACACCCUCUACCUGGAGUACCUGGGGGGGCUGGUGCCCAUCCUCAAGGGCCGGCGAAUCAGCAAGCUCCGCCCCGAGUUCGUCAUCAUGGACCCCAAGACCGACGGCAAAGCAGAUGAGGUCUAUGGGAACAGCUUGAUCUCCUCCAUGAUUGACAGCUGCAACUGCUCCGACUCCAGCGACAUCGAGCUGAGCGAUGACUGGGUCGGAAAGAAAUCGCCAAAGAUAUCGAGAGGAAGCAAGUCGCCCAAACUUCCCAGGAUCAAUAUAGACCCCAGAAAAUCCCCCAAACUGUCCCGGGCCACACAGGAAAUAUCCCGGUCGCCGCGGUUACCCAUUCGCAAGCCUUCCAUUGGCUCUCCUAGUCUGACUCGCAGAGAGUUCCCCCUUGACGACAUCACUCAGCAUAAUUACCUCGCUCAGGUCACGUCCAACAUUUGGGGGACAAAGUUUAAAAUCGUGGGACUUGCUUCCUUCCUGCCUACGAACCUUGGUGCAGUCAUCUACAAGACGAGCCUGCUCCACCUGCAGCCGAGGCAGAUGACCAUCUACCUGCCCGAGGUGCGGAAGAUCUCCGUGGACUACAUCAACCUGCCCGUCUUCAACCCCAACGUCUUCAGCGAGGACGAGGACGACCUGCCAGUCACGGGACCCUCUGGAGUCGCCGAGGACAACCCCCCCUGCACCGUCAACAUCCCCAUCGCCCCGAUCCACAGCCCCGCCCAGGCCAUGUCCCCCACGCAGAGCAUCGGGCUGGUCCAGUCGCUGCUGGCCAAUCAGAACGUGCAGCUGGACGUGCUGACCAAUCCCACGGCCACGGCGGCGGCGGCGGCGGCGGCGGCCGCGUCGGACCACGGGCAGGACGCGGUGAUGACGGCCCAGUACACGGUGCCCGCCCGCUACUCCAGCCCGGGACAGGUCAUUUUCGGGGGCCUGGAAAUGGGGCGCCUCCUGGUGGGGCCCCCGCCCUCGCACCACCAACCGCCGCCGCCGCCUCCGCAGCAGCAGCAGCCUCCGCCACAGCAUCCCCAUCAGCAGCAGCAGCACCAACAGCAGCAGCAGCUUCAGCAGCAGCACGCCCAGCAGCAGCAGCAUCACCAGCUGCAGCAGCAGCACCAACAGUUCCAGCAGCACCAACAGCAGAUGCAGCAGCAGCACCAGCAGAUGCAGCAGCAGCACCAACAGAUCCAGCAACAGCAGCAGCAAAUUCAGCAGCAGAUCCAACAGAUGCAGCAGCAGCAGCAGCAGCUGCGGGAGCAGCACCAACAGCAGAUGCAGCAGCACCAGCAGCAGCUGCAGCAGCACCAGCAGCAGCUGCAGCAGCACCAACAGCAGCUGCAGCAACAGCAGCAGCACCCGAUCCAGCUGCCCCCUCCCCCGCUGCCCUCCGGGCCGCACCCGAGCGUGGUGCACCAGCUGCAGGCCACGCUGCAGUUGCCCCACCCCCAGGGGGAGCACGGGGCGGAGCGGGGCGAGCACGAGCACCUGCUGAAGGUCAAGCCCACGCGGUCCGCGUCCCAGCUGGCCGAGGGGGACGCCGUGGUCUUCAGCGCCCCCCUGGAGAUCAGCAAGAUGAACCCCCCGCCCCCGUACCCGGGCACGGUGGCGGCGGCGGUGGCGGCGGCCCAGGCGGCGCAGGCGGGCGCGGCGGCGCAGGCGGCGGCCGCCGCCGCCGGCAACGGGCCCCAGCCGGCCGUGGACCUGUGCCUGAAGAAGAGCGAGUUCUCGCUGUACCCGCCCGCCCCGCAGUACCAGACGCCGCUGGGCUACGAGCGCAUCACCACCUUCGACAGCAGCGGCAACGUGGAGGAGGUGUGCCGGCCGCGCACGCGGCUGGUCUGCAACCAGAGCGUCUACACCCUGCAGGGGCCCGGCAGCUCGGCCACGCUGCGCGUCACCUCCUCCGAGAGCAAGAAGGUGCAGCUGCCCUACAGCUCCGCCACGCUCAACCGCCUCACCGUGCCCCGCUACUCCAUCCCCAGCGGCGACCCGCCCCCGUACCCGGACCCGGCCAAUCAGAGCGGCCAGGCCAGGAGCGCCGCCCAGCAGCGGCUGGACAGCACCCUGAUCCACGCCACCCUGCGCCGCAACAGCCGGGAGGCGGCCCUGAAGGUCUCCCAGAUGAUGGAGCCCCAGCAGAGGACCCUCCCCACCAAGUCCAAGGUGAGCAGCGCGCUGGCGGCCUCCUACCAGCAGAGGGUGUCCACCGCCCUGUACACCUGCAGCCAGUGCAGCAGCGGCACCGCGGGGGGCGGGGCCAGCGGGAGCGGGGCCAGCGGCGGGGGCGGGAGCAACGGGAUCGCGGGCGGCACCAUCAUCCGGCAGGACUUCCCGCCGGGGAACGGCGCCCAGCACAGCACGGUCAUCGUGCACUCCAACAGCACGUCGCCGCUGGCCUCGCAGUCCUCCUACAACCUGCUGAGCUCGCUGGACGGCGGCGGCGGCCGGGACCGCACCGACUACGUCAACUCCGCCUUCACCGAGGACGAGGCGCUCAGCCAGCAGUGCCAGCUGGAGAAGUCCAUCCGCCACCUGGCCCUGAGCGAGGUCGGCCUGGCCGUCAAGCGGCCCCCGCCCUACCAGUGGGACCCCGCCGCCACCGAGGAGAUCUGGGUACCCCAGGAGAGGACCGCGCUGGCGCCCCCGCCCCCGCCGCCGGGACCCCACAAGCCGCCCCCGCUCAUCCUCAACCCCGCCCAGCACCUGGACGUCUCGCGGCUCCCCUUCGUCCUGUCCCCGAAAUCGCCCACCAGCCCUGCCACCGCCACCUUCCAGACCGGCUACCCCAUCUCCCUCCCCUUCCCACCCGGGGCGGGGUACAGCGGGCCUCAGCUGCAGGCCGUGCAGCCUCCCCCACAGCCCUGCUCGCCCAAAGAGGUGGUGGCCCCCGUCCCGUUCACCCAGCAGGACGCCCCCAUGGUCCUUCCCCCCGGGUACCCCCCGAACCUGGCCAACCUGGCCUGCUGCCCGCUGCCCCCCAUGUACCCGGGAGCCAGCUCCUGCGCGGGCCUCCAGCUCCCCCCGAUCGCCCUGCACCCCUGGAACACGUACAACCCCUGCCCGCCCAUCCAGAACCCCUCAGGAACCCUGCAGGCCAAGUCCCACCUGGUGGUGGAGAAGCCCGUCCUCUCCCCGCCGCCGCCGCCGCCGCCGUCCGCCACCGAGCACCAGGGCCACAUGGGCUCGCCGGAGGCCGCCAUGGCGGAGGCCGGCGAGGGCUUCCAGGAGGUGCUGUCCCUCAACGAGUCGCCCGUCCCGCAGCGGGCCGACAAGUUCGGCAAGAAGAGCCGCAAGCGGCUGGACAGCCGGGCGGAGGAGGCCAACGUGCCCGCCAUCACCGAGGGCAAGGUGAAGAAGGAGGGCCGGGCCCUCAGCGACUUCAACUCGCUGAUCUCCAGCCCCCGGCUGGGCCGGGAGAAGAAGAAGCCCAAGCCGCAGAAGGAGCAGCUGAAGGCCAAGAAGCUCAACAAGACCAACGAGUUCCAGGACAGCUCGGAGAGCGAGCCCGAGCUCUUCAUCAGCGGCGACGAGCUGAUGAACCAGAGCCAGAGCGGCAAGAAGGGCUGGAAGACCAAGCGCAACCUGCGGGCCGCCAGCGAGCUGGAGGAGUUCAAGUGCCGCAAGGCCAACGAGAAGGAGGACCGGGGCCUGGGCAGCCAGGGCUUCGUCUACGUCAUGGCCAACAAGCAGCCGCUGUGGAACGAGGCCACGCAGGUCUACCAGCUCGACUUCGGCGGGCGGGUCACCCAGGAGUCCGCCAAGAACUUCCAGAUCGAGCUGGAGGGACGGCAGGUGAUGCAGUUCGGCCGGAUCGAUGGCAACGCCUACAUCCUGGACUUUCAGUACCCCUUCUCCGCCGUCCAGGCCUUCGCCGUCGCCCUGGCCAACGUCACCCAGCGGCUCAAGUGAGCGGGGGCCUGCUCUCCACAUCCCUUCCCGCCGUCCGCCAAAGCGCGCGCGUGCGGGUGGGGGGACCCCCGGCAGUCCCUUUUUUCCGUUAGUUGUGCAUUGUGACGAGAGAAGAGAAGAAGAAGAAGAGAAAAAAAAAUAGCCGACUCGAGCGGAGCUGCAAUGCCCAAUGCUGCCAUUAGAGGGUGCUGUUUUGCGAGGUGCGGUGGAGGUCAUGGAGGGUGACGGACAAAAACCGAGGGGGGGGUGCGGUCACUCAUCGGGGGACAUGGGCUUAGCUUUCUGUGGUCGUUCUGCAAAUAUAUGCUGCUCUAGCUUACAGAAGCUAGUGGAAACCAGACUGUCCACUAUACAGACUGCCUUAUAUUACGUUAUUGUUUCCUAUUAAUACUGUUACAUUGGAGUUUUUUCAGUCCAGUUUUUAAACAUAACAGUAAUACUUGAAAGAAAAAGAAAAAAACUUAUCUGGAAAAUGAAUCGCUCAUUUGCAGACCUUACGGCUACUGAGCACUGAAAUCGGUUAGCUGUAUGAAUUUAAUUGAAAGUGUGAUUACCUUUUUUUGGCUUUAUUAUAGAUAUUACACAUUUCGAACUGAACAAAAAAAAAAAAUGUUAUGCGUUUCAAAGUAUUUUUUGGGGGUCAGUCUUAAGUUUUGAUUUCUUAAGUACUUUGAUUUAUAGUGCUUUUCGAAGUACCGAGGAUGGCUACAGAACAAAACUUUGCGCUUUGCAUUUUCAGAAACUAGACUUGAAAGUAGUCGGGAGCGUUUCGAUUCUGAAGUUCACGGGAGCUGUUUUCGAAACGUGGGGAGUGUCUUGAGUGGCAGUCCUCGGUCGUGUUAGCGAGAAAUGGACAGACUUGAAAGAAUUCAUCUGGAUCAGUAUUUCAACGUAUCAAUGCUCCUGUUUUUCAGUUUUUGUGUUUAUGAGAUCUAUUUAUAUGUAUAUAUUAUUUGGUCAUUAAUAAUAUUAUUGUUAUUGUUAUUAUUAUGAUUAUUAUGAUUAUUAUAAUUAUUCUUGUUGUUGUUUAUAUUUAUGUAGCAUUAAGCGAUCUUAGUACCUUGUUUACAUGGAUUUCAAGAUGUUUAUUUUGUUUGGGAGACAGGAGGUCAAAAUAAGAGCCCAUCCGUUCAAACAAAUGUACAGUUCAGAGGCGGGGAAUUUAGUUAAAACGGCGAUUGUGGUAAAUUUGGGUAUUGAUUGUGGGUUGUUGGUGAAGAGAAGGCGGUUUUCCCAGUAUGAAGUGAUCUUUACCUCCUGUCACUUCUGUGAAGUGAUCAAUUUGGGGUGUCCGACUUGAACCCUCCCCAAGUGACAUGUAAGCAAGGUACCAGAGAUAUUUUUGUAUUUUUCACCUAUGCCAUUUCAUACUUUUUUAAUCAUGUAAAUAUUUGUUACAUAUCAUUCCAUCGUUGUAAAGUGAUCAUGUGCAUGGGGAGGACAGACGACCUCUGUGUUUUUUUUAUUUUUAUUUUUUACUCGAUGGUAUGUCCUAUGGCGUGGUAUGUGAGAGGUGUUGCUGGGGAAUGUGGUGACAUCAUAAUAGUCGUCGUCAUGCACGGUUGUGUUCCGGAGUACGUCACUGUUAAAAACAAACAAAGCCUUUGGUUCGUCGAUCGUGGAAGCACUCCUUAUGAAGGACGAUCCAGUUAUCUUACAAGCUGCAGAUCUGGGAAUUGGUGCACACCAAAUUUUAGGAUUUUGGGAUGAUGGCUGGUUGGUCCAGAGUUAGAAAUUAUUAGGCCUGUUAUUUUUAUUUUUAUUUUUUUUCUUUAACUUUUAUAUUUUUUAAAGCCUUCAUGGAUUGAACUUUUCUUAAGACCUUGUUCAAGUCUUACCUUGUGGUCCAAUCAGCAUCCUGCAGGUCACAGGAAGUGGUGGGCCGUCCGGUUCACUAACGCCGUGGCUCCCAAAAAACCUGUCCUCGGGGAACGCCGGCCAGAUCCAGGCACUCAACGUGUUCCACCUCAAACACACCUGAUGCAACUAAUCGAGGGAUUAAUUUGUUAAAUGUCAGGUGUGCUUGUGACGGGACACAUCAAAUAUCCGGAACUGGCUGGGGUUCCCCAAGGACCAGGUUUGGAAGCCACUAAGUCAUCUGCACUAAGUUCAGAUGACUAGCUUCCCUCGCAGAGACUGAUCCCAGAUCAGUGGUCACCACAGAGGGCUUGCGGUCACAGCCAGAGCACUGGUCUGAGGUCAGUGCAGCAGAGAAGGCUUAGGAAGCCCAUCGGUGAUCGUUGGAAUGUGGAAUGCAACCCCAUGUUGAGAGGUUACAGAAUUGUCUGUUUUACCUUUUUGGGAGUGGGGGGUGGGGGGGGGGUGAAGAGGUCAGGGUUACAGUCUUUUACAGCCUUGAAUGUCACUGAAAAAUCACAAGAAAUACAAGUUGGGGGGGGGGGGGGGGGGGGGAGAAAAAAAAACAUGAAGCCAUUUUUAUUUGUAAUCCCAAAGUCGUGUGCCAAAGGCUAAACUUGUUGUCCCGGAAGUCCAAACUGUUUUUAAACUACGGAUCUUAAUCUUGUGUACAAUACUGAGCUCACGAGUCUGUAAGUAGUCAUGAAGUCAUGUGUAAAAGUGGAAUAUUGUGUCUCCAACGUCACGUGUCCAGACCACGGACACGUCCAUUUUCUCCUACCGUUUCCAUCCACGUAAACGUAGACCUGUGUGCGUGUGUGUGUGUCUAUAUAUGUGUGUGUGUGUGUGUGUAUGUCUGUGUCCUGGUUUGUGGGGACGUCUUCAUUCGACACAAGCAAAGUCUCGUUUGGAAUUCUCUGGUUUACGCGUGCAGAUAGCGAGAUUCGGUUUUACGGAAGGCCGAGGCAUCAGGAAGAGCUUGAUGUGAAUUGUGUGUGCUUCUGCUGCUCUGUGGGAGUGUGUCAGCUGCCCUUGCUGUUUGCAGUGGGCCCAGGUUGUGCGGACGUUCCCUGAAUGUUGGAACAUCAUCCUUAAGAUCAGCCCAUGUGUACACGCCCCCACAUACAGCAGCAAAAAGAUUUGAUUGGCUAUGGAGGCCAACAGCAGAUGAGGUCAUCGGACAGCACAGCAGUCACCAACACUCUUAUUUGAAUUUCUUGGGUUUUUUUUUUUUUUUUUUUUGGUUUUUUCUUCCUGUGACAGAAAUGUCAGGAGACUUGAAUUUUGCUUUACACAAAUAUUUGUGAGCAAGGAUAUAAAAUAUGGGCAGAAGAAUGGGAUUGAUGCACCAUUUGCUCUAGGAAAAGAAUGUGGAACGUGCAACAUUCUGGUCUGUUUUUUUCUUUCUUUUUUAUUUUAUUUUAUUUUUUUUUUAAAAACAAGUACUUUUCAUUUCCAAGGGUUGACAGUUUAGUUGUGCAAUAUUUUCCCUCCCAUUUUUUCUCCCAUAGCUUACCGCCAGAUACGUUUACAUGGGCAAGGUGACCAACGUUACAAAACAUCUCAUUCUGGUUCGACGCAGUUUUAUUUUGUACAUGAACAUUUUUUUUAUUUUCUUUUUUUUUUUUUUUUUUUAAAGCUGAUCACUGUAUAUAAUUUGUGGAUUCACUUAAACGAUUCUUUGUGUUGAGAAGAUUUGCUACCGGUGUAUUGUGGGGGGGUGGGGGGUGGGGGUGGUUUGAUGUCAGGGUGUUAUGCAAGACCGACUUGGGGAUGCAAGCGGAAACAGAAAAGGAGUUCAUACUACGUGAUUGAGUGUAGUAGUUAGUGUAGUAGCACAGGAUGUGUCUGUCGAGUAAAGUCUGUUAGUGUAAACUGUGAGGUCAACAGAUUCCCUCAGUGUUAUAUCUAUAUAUACAGUAUAUAUAUUGCCUUGUCAGCACGAAUGCCAACCCCUGUCAGAUCUGAUGUUUGUUCAUUUUUAAGGUCUUUGUUUCUUUCUAGCUGUGGAAAUGGCACCUUUCAUUUGUUAGCUGUUAACGUUAUAUUUAUUUUUUGAGACAACUUAUUCGAGUACGCAUUACUGUUUUGAAUUUUGCCACUGAAAGCAACCAAAAGGAUCGCCUAUUUAAUAAUUCUGAAUACUUUUUUAAAUAUUAAUUUGAUGAAGUGAUCUGUAUUGGACAGUGUAGUGUAUGGCAUUUAUUUGAGUAGAAAUGUGCUUUAUAGAUGUAGGUUAAAAGAGAAAAAUACUUGAAAAACCAAAAUGAGAACAUGUUGUCUGAUUUGGUGACUGAAUGUUAAUAGUUUGUGUUAAUAAGGCAUGCCAUUUAAAUUAUUUUUCAGUUGUAUAUGUUUCACAUUAUUUUAGAAUAAAAAAUGUGAUAGUUACAGAUAAAUAAGCAUGGAUUUGCUUCAGAGUUAAAAGUUAACAUGCCACUGUGGCAUAUGCUGGAAAAGGUAUAUGCAUUUGGUUGUAAAUGCAUUAUUAACACUGAACAUUGUAAUUGAAUUAGUCGGUGCGUUUGCGUUUUUUUAGUAAUGCAAUCAUUCGGAUGAAUGAGUGAAGUUUUCUUCGUGUCUUUUUGAUAUUUUACCCAUAAGGCAUUGGGUUGGAUGAGGCUGCUGCUGGCAAGGGGGGCGCUGUUGAGUAAAGUUGAUAUCGAUGCUGACUUUCUGAUACGCUUUAUCUCAAUUUAUAAAAUACUCUUUGAAAAAGAGGAACACUAAACUUGUCUUUUUUUAUUUUUUACUUUUUUCUUUAACCUUUUCAUUCCCGAUAUGCAGACCUUACCUAAAAUGGUACAAUUAUAACUAUUGUAACUGGUAUGUGCCAGGUUUCGUAUUGUACUGUAAUACGGACGUUUCUGUUUAAUUUUGUUUUGUUUGUUUUCCUAGAAAUGGAUUUGUGUCAGUUGUCCAGCUGUUGCUUAAUAAAAUGUGCGGAUUGAAAAGUUUAA
Messenger RNA from Anguilla anguilla (European eel), 11236 nucleotides. RefSeq names its product tubby-related protein 4-like. NCBI's taxonomy places the organism in Eukaryota, Metazoa, Chordata, Actinopteri, Anguilliformes, Anguillidae. Gene Ontology annotation, molecular function: protein binding. The coding region runs from base 1167 to 6419 and encodes 1750 amino acids. The record is from RefSeq and is a predicted model, not a curated record. The transcript is spliced from 16 exons.